Molecule: messenger RNA, 2685 nt
Organism: Solanum dulcamara
Lineage: Eukaryota; Viridiplantae; Streptophyta; Magnoliopsida; Solanales; Solanaceae
Product: WD repeat-containing protein 26 homolog
Exons: 7
Coding region: 741-2519 (592 amino acids)
Molecular function (GO): protein binding
Source: RefSeq, a predicted model, not a curated record
GUAUCUUAUACCUAUACGAAACAACACGCAAGAUACCAUUUCCUUCUGAUACCCACAAAUGGCACAAAUACAAACCGAACCCCCCUUUCUCCACCUCUUCACAUCUGCCCCUCCACCGAACCGCCAUUAACCUAGACCCAAUCUCUACAUAUCGUGCCUCUCAGACCUCAGCACCAUACUUCUCUUUACCUAUCGUCAUUUGUGUCUAUUCCUCUGUUUGUUCAUCAAUCCACUGAUUGCUUAUCUAGUAGAAGAGAAAAUAAUACUAUUAUCUCUUCCUUUUGGGUUUAUCCAUCUAAUUCACCUCUUUUUUUAAUCCAUCUGUGUAUCUUUUUGAUCUGAAAUCUCAGGGUACUGGAGAUUCUAUGCACAUCUAUUGAUACUCUUUUGUGCGGGAGAUUGUGUCGAUAACUCCAGCUUCACUAUUAGUAUUUGUAGCAUCAAGUCAUUUGCAUUGACUUUCAACAUCAAGAGCCUAACAAUGGAGGGAAUUGUGCAUUCAACCAUAACCUUUGAGCAUUGAUUACCCAUACUAAGAAGAUAUAGAGGAAGAGGAAGUAUUAAUAGCUGCACCGGAGUAAUGUAGGAUUAUGUUUCUGCAUGGCUAACAUAUGGUUUACACCACUACAUAUUGUCUCUUCUAGGGUGCUAUUUUUCAUCAUUGAGGGUCUUAGAUUGCAAUUUCAACUUGAAGUUCUGUUUCCCCCCCUGUUGUUAUAUAUGGGCUGAGGUAUAUAUUUAUGGGACGUGCAGAGGAUGAUGAACCACCAUCAAAACGCGUGAAAGUAUCCUCCAGAAAACUGGGAGAUCUUUCAAAGAGUACACUUCUGAGUGAUCCUGCAAGUUGCUCACUGAAUGACUUGAUGGCUCGCCCCCUGGUUUGUCAAGGGGACGAUGAGGUCGUUGGUGCAAAAGGGGUUGUUAAGAAAGUUGAGUUUGUGCGAAUCAUGGCAGAGGCAUUAUAUUCUCUUGGUUAUAACAAAGCUGGUGCACGUCUAGAAGAAGAGUCCGGGAUACCUUUGCAAUCUGCUGUAGUAAAGUUAUUUAUGCAGCAAAUCCUUGAUGGUAAAUGGGACGAAAGUGUAGCCACUUUACAUAAAAUUGGUACAAUGGAUGAAAAUAUUGUUAAAUCGGCAUCCUUUGUGAUAUUGGAACAGAAGUUUUUUGAACUGUUGGAUGGAAAAAAUGUCAUGGAUGCUUUAAAGACAUUGAGGACUGAGAUUGGACCUCUUUUCAUAAAGAAUGAUAGAGUCCGCGAGCUUUCUUUGUGCAUUUUAUCACCUUCACAGCGGGUUCUUGCUGGGAUGUCUGGGAUGUCAGGUCAAGAUGUUGUUAGAGCAAAGUCACGAACAAAGCUCCUAGAGGAAUUGCAAAAAUUACUUCCCCCCACAGUCAUUCUUCGUGAACAAAGAUUGGUACAUCUCGUCGAACAGGCUCUUGACAUGCAACGAGAUGCUUGUAGGUUUCACAACUCUUUGGUAGGUGAGAUGUCCUUGCUCUCUGAUCAUCAGUGCGGAAGAGAUCAGAUUCCAUCUCAAACUUCACAGAUAUUACAAGAUCACAGUGAUGAAGUAUGGUUCUUACAAUUCUCCCAUGACGGAAAAUACUUAGCCUCGUCAGCUGCUGAUUGUUUAGUGAUAAUAUGGGAGGUGAAAUUGGAUGGUUUGUUCUGCGUGAAGCACCGGUUUUAUGGACACCAGAAACCUGUCUCCUAUAUGUCAUGGAGUCCUGAUGACCAUCAACUUCUCACCUGUGGAGUAGAGGAAGUUGUCAGACAGUGGGAUGUUGAAUCAGGUGAUUGUAUACAUAUUUAUGAGAAACAUGGUCUUGGCUUAAUCUCGUGUGGAUGGGCUCCUGAUGGAAACAGGAUAUUAUGCGGAGUUACAGACAAAAGCAUUAGCAUGUGGGAUCUGGAAGGGAAAGAGUUGGAGUGUUGGAAAGGCCAUCGGACUAUUAGAAUAUCGGACUUGGGGAUAACUAGUGAUGGGAAGCAUGUAGUCUCUGUUUGUAAAGAUAAUAUGAUACUAUUAUUUGGAUGGGAAUCAAAAGCAGAGAAAGUAAUUCAGGAGGAUCAAACAAUAACUUCAUUUGUAUUGUCCACAGACAACAAGUAUUUAUUGGUUAGCCUUUGGAAUCAAGAAAUCCAUCUGUGGGAUAUAGAGGGAACUGUAAAACUCAUCUCCAAAUAUAAUGGGCAUAAACGGUCACGCUUUGUCGUAAGAUCUUGCUUUGGCGGACUGGAUCAAGCAUUUAUUGCCAGUGGAAGUGAGGACUCACAGGUUUAUAUAUGGCACAAAAGCUCAGGAGAACUUGUUGAGACGUUGGCUGGACACUCUGGAACAGUCAACUGUGUUAGCUGGAACCCAGCAGAUCCUCAUAUGUUGGCAUCUGCUAGUGAUGAUCAUACAAUUCGCAUAUGGGGCUUGAAUCAAGUAAACAUGAAACACAAUGACACAGUUAGUAAUGGUGUACAUUACUGCAAUGGGGGAUCCCGCUUAGAAGUCUUGAAGGCAAACUAGGGUAAUGUAAAGUUAACUAGAUCCCUGUUCUUAACCAUUUCUUUCUGUAGAUUCUUUUAUAUCAAUGUCAAGCUAACAUUUAUGACAAGCAGGAACGUGGAAUUUACGUUCAAGUCCACCAAUAAAUUGUGCACUCUAGUUCCUUUAUUGAUUUCUUGUGUUAUUA